UAUCAUUAAGGGUUAAGAGAUUUGCAGUUUUCCUUUCCCCCAGUUGCAGUUUUGCUCUUCAUUCAUUGUAACGCUUUUAACUUCCUCGCGCGCCACUAUAUGAGGCACGCUUUUUCAUUUUUUUUGAAGCUCUUGUGUCAUUAUUUGCCUGCUACCCUCCGAGAUUUAUUUUUACAGCCCCGUGAUGAUGUUGUUGCUGCUGCAAUUAUCUUGUUGGGAUUUCAACUGAUGAUUUUUUUAGGUGUUGACUGCUGUUUGUGUUUGAUUAUUUUUCUUGAUUAAGUUGUACCCCUGCUUCUUAUUAUUUUUUUCAAUUGAAGGUGGCAAACGCAAAUGUCUUGAGCCCUGUGUAUGAUCAAUCGCAAUCAGUCGUAUUAAGUACUAAAUACCAUUUGAAUUUUUCUUCCGUCGUGUUAGUACAUCUACAUGUGGUCGCGCCACGAUUGUUGCAAACCUCUCGCUUCCCUGUUGUAUUGUUAAUUCUCAUUCUCGUACCCCCGCCAGGCAGGGCCUGUCUCACCUUGCCUUCACUCAGAAAAGCAACUAAAAACCAAUUGGCAAGAACAAAAUGCGCAGUGUAACUCUUCCAGCACCAGCUUCGGAUGAGAAAAACUCCGGAAUUACCCGGAAGUUUUCCAGCAACCCCGUCCGCACGAGAAGACGACAGAGCGCGGUCGCAACAAACAGUAUGACCGGAACAAGGAGCAGAACACGGCCAAUUUUCGCGUUCAUGAAGCUGCCAUUUCUGCUACUAGUGCCCGCUACUUGUUCUAUAUCUGGUGCCGCGCGUGGCGUACAACAACCGCAGCUUUCUUUUUUGAAAACAAUAGCAGAGCAUCAACAUCACCAAUCUAGUACGGGCUCUCCAUCGAGUGAGCAAGCCACCACGCAAGGAGUCACAGGGGGACCUCCACAAGUAGAAGUACGAGGAACUGGGGAAGACCCCACUGAGGAGAUCCUUCGCCAGCCGAAGAUUUCUCGUCCUGUCACACUUAAUACAACAGUUGUAGACCGUGGAGCUGGCAUUGCCGAGUUUCUGGAUUUCGCAUCACGGGAGGAGGAUGCUCCCUCCAAUGCCUCCCUAGUGCUGUCGCCCGGAGCGACAUCAGGCGGAUCGCCCUAUGCAGAAACCGUUGCUCCGACCUCUUCAUCGAAGUCUACAACGCCUAGCGCUAGCAGCCCAGCCCGCGGGAGCAAGAAACUCCGGUCGGUAACAUCCCUUCUUGUGAAGGCAAAAGAAGGACUAGAAGGGCGUGACGUGCAAGUGCAUAGGAGUGCUGGUGCUGUGCAAGAUGUAGUUUAUUGCGGAGAUGAGACGAUUAAUGCGGCGUUCUUACGUCCUCUUGACGCACGACAACGAGCAUCGCCUUUUUAUUUGCAGAAACAGGAACACGAAAAACUACAACAACCCCAGAUCAUGAAGGACGGGCACCAGCGGGCAAGCGGCCAAGACGCGAUCUCCAAUGUUGCAGAUGAUGGUGCUUUCUCGUCUUCUAGCUCCUGCUCGAGCUCGUCUGCGGCGCCUUGCUUUUCCUGGCAACUCGCCUCCAGCCCCGCUCCUUCGCUCAGAACAAGUUCCCCCGCUACUAGUCGUAGCGGAUCGGCUCAAACCAGCCCUGCCUUGACGGCUGCGGUGCGGUCGGAAAAGCAAGACGUCCUUGACCAGGAGGAGAUGGAGAUGGAGGCACAAGCGCAAGGCCACGCGGGCUAUAGACUUGACGCUCCAGCAGAACCCGAUGCCGAUCCCAUCGGCGACCAAUUCAAGGCACUCGACGUUGCGUACAAACACCUGCUUCAAGACGACCGGUGGGUCAACGCGGGCGAACUCCUGGAGAGGCAGUAUCGUCCUGACGCGAGAACAGACUCAAUCGUGGGCACGACGUUUCUCGAGGACCUGCUAAACACUCUGAAGCAGUGCGACACACUCCUCGCGGAAGAGGAGCAGGAACGACAGCUUUCGCUGCUUGGCGAUGACGCGGGCGCGUUGCAGAUGCAUCGUGAGAGAGUCGAAAAGUUGCUCCUGUACGCCUUGGAGCUCCAUCAUUUCAGGGCAGGCUUUGGCAUAAUGGAGCCGAUUUCAACAUCUUCCUGUGAAGGCACUGAGUCAACAAGAACAGCAGGAGGACGCGGCGCGGGCACCGUGGGUACAAGCAGCGGCGGUGCUGCAGUCACAAGUAGUGCUGCUUCGAAGCCGGAUGCUGAAGGCUCUCGACCUCCUCCUGUCGUACAGCAACAGCAAGGUAGUUCUUCUACGGAUGAAGAGUCGCUGUCGCAAUCGCAAAGAAGUGCAAGUACGUCUAAGAGCCACCUGGUAUUUCGGUCUUCAAAUCCCGCCUCGGCUCGCGUGGCGAGCUUGUUGACAGAGUACUUCGUGAAUCUCGAGCGGGAAUUCGACGGAUUGCGCCGCCGGCUUUCCAAUGAAGUUCUGGACGACGAGGAGUUGACCGCUGAGGAGAAAGUGGAGCAGCAGCAGUUCGUCGCGCAUAUGCAUUGCAAAAGUAUCGUACUAGCAUGAAUCGCAAUACAAAUUUUCCCAGAAGGAAAAAUGGAAUUUGUAAUGCUGAUUUCGCUAAGAAACAAGAUUUGUCAUGCAUGGUUGCAAUUAGUACGAGUGCGAUACUUUUGCACAGCAUAGCGCAAGAGGUGUUGCAGCCGAAACUCCCCGCCCAUCAACACCGCCGCCUGGUGCUUGGUCGCGUUUUGUUCCGCGACCUGGUGGAACACGCGCGUCGCCGCCUUGACUCUGCACCCGUUUUCGCCGAGCUCCUGCGGGAUAGACAGGUGAUGUGCGAGGAGUUUUACGCCAGAGUAGACCUCCCUUUAUUGUGCAUCGCGAGACGGGGGCUGCAACUGCCAUGUGACUUGUGCGAACUGGACGAGGGCAGACGCUGGACUGCGGAGCAGAUAGACAAAGAGUGGAAGCAGCUGCACGAACGGGCACUCUUGCGGAGACACGACUGCAACCAGGUGUACGUGAGGCAGGUGCUGGAGAAGCGGAAAGUGGAGUUUCUCCAGGCAAACAUUCUGCAGCAAAUGAUAAUGAGAAAACUGGAGAUAAUAAAACAACAACAAGCUCACACGAUGAAGGACGAAUGUUCGCCGGCACGUGCUGGAGAGUAUUCUGGAAACGAAACUGAAAGUCACGACUCGUGCAUGGUCUCCUCGUUGUGGAACAUGAUGCCCAGCAGAGAAUUUGGUCGCGAACUUCUUGGCAUGCUUUGCCUUGGUGGAACGGCGGUGGAAAGCGACCUGGGCGGCAAACGGUCACAGCAUCGGGACUUGUGUCUGGAACAAGACGUCGACACGGGUUCUUUUACGAACGCGGAGAUGAACCACGUGGCGGCUGGCUCCUCGCGGGGGCGCGACGAGGCGAAGAAUUGUGAUGAAGACCAGGAGCAGAUGCAGAUCGACGAGGAAGAGUCUGACCGGUUUCCCGUGUUUUCAUCUUGGGAACAUUUUUGCGACGCACGCGCGCGGUCACCCGACCCGAUGAGUCCGCUCACGCUUUCGCAGAUGAUCGAUGGCAGGGACACCCCGAAAGCAGGACCGCUUGAUGAGGCCUUGCUGUAUCUGACGCGAGUGGUGCGUGCGGGGCAGAAAGCUGCAGGACGACACUCCUCGUCGGAGAAAGACGGUGAAACUGUAGGAGAACAAGCCGGUGGCUGUGACGAAUCCAUCGGCAUCGCUGCGGUGCUUGACGGUCUUCGAUGCCUGCAAAUCAAUACAUAGCCAUGACAGCUAGCGAAAAUUAUAAGUCAAAGCAGGAAGAAAAUUAACAUAUAAGAAGUAUCAUCAAAAACAAAAUCAUGUCCUCGCUGCUAGUCGUCCAAGCGCUCGCCUCAUAGACGACUGAAGAGACUCCCAUGUCUGAGUUGUGGGAUGAUUUUUGAAGAGACAAAUUCUCAGGCACAACAGCAGCAGGAGAAGAAGAGGCAAAACCAAUGAAGCAGCAGACCCGACGCCGACGAGCUUUUCACUCCCGCUAAGAUACUGCGCUCAGUCGUGUCAAUGCGAUUUCUGUUGCACGAGUGUCACUUCUCUCACUUCUCCGAGCUAGAUGUCAUCCCUGUCACAACAGUGUACUUUUAUUUGUCUCGAAGCUUAUACCGGCGUAACGCCAGGAAGAUGUCUCCCAUGAGCAGUGGACAUGGAGAUGAACAACUUUUUUAUUGCUGAUACCUACACUACAUACUCCCUCGUACACUACAUUUUUUUACAACUGCACCAUGUGCAAUCGUAAAGACUAUUUUUGAAGUCAAGAACCUAUUGUAAAAAUGAAACUCGAACUUCAUUUAGCCUCUUCGAGCUCAGCGGCGUCUUUGGGUCUCAGCGAGGAAAAAAAAUCAAAAAAAUAAAAUUCCUAGAAUCAACUGAGCGAUUGUCCAAAUUUACCCAAUUAAUGAUUGCCCUGCCCUGUAACUUGAUUUCUCAAUGACGAUAUGACACAAUUUGUAUAUAGAUAUGGGCUUUUAUCGCUUGCUCGAUGAUUUUGACGUGGUUGACGUUGAAGUCGGCGGUGCAUGUGUUAGCCCCUGCCCUCUGUAAAACCACUGUACUAAGUGAGAUCAUGAUCAUGUGAUGUUGUUGCACGUGCACCAUAAUUGCAUUGCGAUUUAUAACGAAUGUAAAUGUUGUUGAAUGCUUGAAUAACAUGUAAGAAUUUAUCCUUAAGAUUAUUUGCAUUUUGAUGCACCAGAAUAUUACACUAGCAUUGCGUACGUACGCAGCCUCAGCUCUAUGCAAACCAACUUAUCCCUCUGUGGAACUAUCGCUAUCGGCGCAAAAGCGUCAACGAACACGAAUCCACACUAGCUUCUGGCAGUGGUCAUCUUCCACUUGCACCUCGCGGAGAGAAACAUGUGAAUGCAACAUGGACCACGUGGCUCAGUGUCAUGUCGUACUGGUGGUAUUUUGCUUCCUUCAUUUGUGGUCGUCCUGUCGUUUGUGUAGUCCGUAGGCAUCGACAAGAACGCCGUCGCUCGUGCGUAGAAAGAGAAACAAGACAAAAAUAUAAACUUACUUG
Amoebophrya sp. A120 is the source of this 5023-nucleotide messenger RNA. The record is from the annotation of a GenBank genome assembly. NCBI's taxonomy places the organism in Eukaryota, Dinophyceae, Syndiniales, Amoebophryaceae.